CUCGCGCAAUGACGUCACUUACAAACAAGCGCAGUGAAGGACAGUACAACGGGUGAAUAUACUGUCCCGGGUCAUUAAACGCUUUUAGCGAACGAGAGAGAAGAGAUGUCUAUAAGCGUAAAAAAGAUCACUGGGCUGGUGGCAGCUACAUUCACACCACUCACUGCUGAAGGGGAGAUUAACCUCUCUGUCAUUGGACCAUACAUUGAAUACCUAGUAGAGAAACAGGAUGUCAAGAGUGUGUUUAUUAACGGCACAACAGGUGAGGGAUGUUCUCUAACUGUGGACGAAAGGAAGCAGCUUGCUGCAGCUUGGUGCCAACAUGGAAAGGGCAAGCUUGAGCAAGUGAUUGUUCAUGUUGGCUGCUUGAGUAUAAAAGACUCUCAAGAACUGGCUCGGCAUGCCGCCAGUAUAGGGGCCGAUGGCAUAGCAGUAGUCUCUCCUUCCUAUUUCAUACCCAUUAAUGCAGAUGCAUUGAAAUCAUUUAUAAAGGAAGUGAGUGCCUUUGCACCAGAACUUCCGAUGUAUUAUUAUCAUAUUCCGAGCAUGACUGGUGUUGCAUUCGAUGCGGCUGAUGUGCUAAAUGGGAUAGAGCAGGUGAUCCCCUCAUUUCAGGGAGUGAAAUACACUGGGACUGACCUGAGGGAUCUCGGACAGUGCGUCCACUACUGCCAGGCCCGUGGCUGGUCUGUCCUGUUUGGAGUAGAUGAGCAACUCUUGGGAGCUUUCGUACUAGGUGCUGAUGGAGCAGUGGGGAGCACAUAUAACUACUUCGGACGUGUAGUUAACCAGCUGCUUGCUGCUUUUGAUAAUGGCAACCACAUGCAAGCCAGAGCACUGCAGUUCAAAUCUAUGGAGAUGAUCACAUUUGCUAAGAACCUUGGUUUUGACGUGGCCGUGAAUAAGCAGGUGAUGAGUGAAGUGUCAGGGUUAGCGAUGGGUCCCCCUCGACUCCCGCUGCUGCCAUGUCCUCUCUCAAAGGCCCAGGCUAUAGCACAGAAAAUCAAGGACUUCUCUCAGGGACAUUAAAAUGAAAGGAAUUUCACUGAACCUACCUGACACUCCAAACAAACAAUUUGUCUUGAUAGCGAGCAGUAAGCUGUACCACAUUUAUGUACACUACAGUAUACUGAUGUACUGUAUCCUUUAUAUUUGCAUGUUUUUUUACAUUUCAUACUUUAUACUAACUUUGCCUUAUUAAUGUUUAGUUUCUUUAUUGUUAACACAAGUCUUUAGGAUUUCGUUUUCUCUAAUUAAUAACAUUAAAAUGAAACUAGGAAUUUCAGUGAACCUACCUGAGUUACCCGAAGGAGUUACAAGUAAUCCUCAGUGUUACUGAUUAAUUUACACCAUGAUGUACAGGAUUUUGUAUACCUAAAUGCUUUAUGAGUUUUGCAUGUUUUGUUUGUUCUUGUCAUAUGCUUACAUGUGUAAAAAAAGCAUACACAUAUAAAGUAAUUUUUGUUCUGUUUUUGUUCUUUAAUACUGUAUUAUUACCCUCUUUUAGCUGACGUUCAUGUAAUUGUUAACUAACUGGGCUGCUGAGGCAGUGGUUGCAGGACCAGCCAUGUCACCAUUGUGCCCUUGUGCAAGACUCUUAUGAAAGUAAUUCUGUAUAACAAAUGGCAUUACUCACAGCAAGUGCAAUAUAUGUAAUUUUGGAUGAAAAUCAUCUUCUCUAUGACAUGUACAACAAAAUAUAUUUCUCUGGUUGUGAUAUUUUAGAUAUACUUUCAAACAGAAGUAGUUCUUUUCAGAUCCUGUUUGGAUGUGAGCGACGUUGUCCACGGACACUAAAAGUUUGGUAGAAAAUCACAAAAACUGCAUUGUAUUCAUCUCUGAAUUUAUUAUGUUUUCAGAAUACUGUUAAAAGGGACCCGUUUUGUAUGUUGAAAUUGAAUUAAUAAAAAUGAUUAUUCAUUAAUAAA
Molecule: messenger RNA, 1928 nt
Organism: Labeo rohita (rohu)
Lineage: Eukaryota; Metazoa; Chordata; Actinopteri; Cypriniformes; Cyprinidae
Gene: npl
Product: N-acetylneuraminate pyruvate lyase (dihydrodipicolinate synthase)
Exons: 12
Coding region: 106-1029 (307 amino acids)
Biological process (GO): N-acetylneuraminate catabolic process
Molecular function (GO): 4-hydroxy-tetrahydrodipicolinate synthase activity; N-acetylneuraminate lyase activity
Source: RefSeq, a predicted model, not a curated record